Molecule: messenger RNA, 2131 nt
Organism: Psammomys obesus (fat sand rat)
Lineage: Eukaryota; Metazoa; Chordata; Mammalia; Rodentia; Muridae
Gene: Pdgfb
Product: platelet derived growth factor subunit B
Exons: 7
Coding region: 167-799 (210 amino acids)
Biological process (GO): positive regulation of cell population proliferation; positive regulation of ERK1 and ERK2 cascade; positive regulation of MAP kinase activity
Cellular component (GO): membrane
Molecular function (GO): platelet-derived growth factor receptor binding; growth factor activity
Source: RefSeq, a predicted model, not a curated record
CCUCUCUCCCGCGCGAGCGCGGGGUGCGGAGCGCGCGCCUGCAGGAGCCUAGCUGCAAGGGCGGCGGGGUACGGGGACGUCUGCGGGAACGCUCAGGUCGGCCCGGCGCUCCCACCCCUCCCAGCCUCACGUAGCAGGGGACCCCAUUCCUGAGGAACUCUAUGAGAUGCUGAGUGACCACUCCAUCCGCUCCUUUGAUGACCUCCAGCGCCUGCUGCACGGAGACUCCGUAGACGAAGAUGGGGCUGAGCUGGGCCUGAACAUGACCGGAACACACACUGGAGCCGAGCCAGAAAGCGCAUCUCGAGGGAGGAGGAGCCUAGGCUCCCUGGCAGCCGCAGAGCCUGCCGUGAUCGCGGAGUGCAAGACGCGCACGGAGGUGUUCCAGAUCUCCCGGAACCUCAUCGACCGCACUAACGCCAACUUCCUGGUGUGGCCGCCCUGCGUGGAGGUGCAGCGCUGCUCCGGCUGCUGCAACAACCGAAACGUGCAGUGCCGGGCCUCGCGGGUGCAGAUGCGGCCUGUUCAGGUGAGAAAGAUCGAGAUUGUGCGGAAGAAGCCAGUCUUCAAGAAGGCCACAGUGACCCUGGAGGACCACCUGGCCUGCAAGUGUGAGACGGUAGUGACCCCUCGGCCUGUGACUCGAAGUCCUGGGACAUCCCGGGAGCAGCGAGCCAAGACACCUCAGACUCGGGUGACCGUCCGGACGGUGCGAAUCCGCCGGCCCCCCAAAGGGAAGCACCGAAAAUUUAAGCACACGCGUGACAAGAAGGCACUGAAGGAAACCCUCGGGGCCUAGGGGCACCGGCAAGAGUGUGGGCAGGGUUAUUUAAUAUGGUAUUUGCUGUAUUGCCCCCAUGGGGUCCUUGGAGUGAUAAUGUUGUUCCCUCGUCCGUCUGUCUCGAUGCCUGAUUCGGACGGCCAAUGGUGCUUCCCUCACCCGCCUGCCCGGCCACCUCCACCAGCAGCAGUCAGCCCGCCCUGCGGCUCCAGAGGAAAACAAAGGACUCCGCUCCAUGCUGCUUCUUCCCUUGACCCCAAGAACCUGGGACAAGUGUGCGGAGCCUCACGGGGGACUGUGGACUGGUCCCUGGAGCUUGGCACUUGGCCUGAGGACGUCUAGCAUGUCCUGCCUGGUUCCCGGAGCCCUGGCCAGCCAGCAGGGAACACUUUCAGGCAGGCUAGGGUCCCUUGUAGUCCCGCGGCCAGGACCCCAUGGGAAGCACAGACUGGAGGAAUCCUCAUGGCACCCAGACCUGCCACUCACCUCUCUCCCCACCCCCUCAGCCCACAGCGGCUUUUCAUUUUAUAAGUAUGAAAUCCUGGAAGACAUGAACUCCUCUGGGCAGAUGGCCACACGCCUUCUCUGAUGGAUUAGAGGUGCAGCGUGCUUGUGACCUGGGCCAUGUCCCCUGCCUCUCUUCACCUCCCUACAUUUACUUCUCUUUCAUUUCUCUACCUCCACUCAGUCUUCUUCCUCAUAUGCCCUUCCGUCCGCUCGGCCAGCGAGUGCUUGGAUCCUGACUGAGGCUCUGAAUGACCCUGUCCGUCCUCCUUGGGGCAGAAAACAUGUCUGUUAAGGUUGCGUGAGAUUAUGGCCAGUGCACGUGGAGAAUUCUGUGCAUCCCCUAUGUAUGGCCAAUUUGUCUAUUAUGGAUUUCUGCCAGAUGUAGGUCAAGCCUCAGAGGAAAGGGAGCCUUGCUUCUAAUUCAUACCAAGGCCCUGUGUGGACGGGCUGUGUGUGCCCUGAUCCAGCCUGAAGCUCAUUGUGAGCCUGUGGUGCUGGGGAAGCAACGCUGUUUUUUGUUUUUGUUUUUGCCCAUUGCCUCCACUUCCUGGGUCUCAGCUCCAGCUGUUCCUGUCCUGGCAGGUGUGGGACACUAGGAGAUCUCCAAGGGAGGGGCAGCCCUCACUGCCCUCUCAGCCCUCAGCAAGAUUGAGGUGAUGUGCCCAUCUUCCUCCUCACCUUUCCCUGCACUUCUCCCCCUCCCCCGUCCUAGGUCCGCUUCCUUUGUAAAGUCGGUGAUUAUAUUUUUGGGGGCUUUCUUUUUAUUUUUUAAAUGUAAAGUUUAUUUAUAUUCCGUAUUUAAAGUUGUAAAAAAAAAAAGCCACAAAACAAAACCGAGUGAAU